Lacerta agilis (Sand lizard) is the source of this 2289-nucleotide messenger RNA. RefSeq names its product solute carrier family 25 member 34 (gene SLC25A34). The transcript has 5 exons. The record is from RefSeq and is a predicted model, not a curated record. The coding region runs from base 287 to 1276 and encodes 329 amino acids. NCBI's taxonomy places the organism in Eukaryota, Metazoa, Chordata, Lepidosauria, Squamata, Lacertidae.
GGGAGGGGGCUGGCCAGCAAUAUAAGCCCAAAGGUGUCACUCAAGUGGCACAAACAGCCCUGCAUGGCACAGAGCAAGCUGGAGAGCAGGUUAGGAGGAGAGGAGCCGGCCUCUGUGCAGGUGUCCUAGUUGCCAGAGCUUAGGGGCUGAUCUCCCCAGGAAAGGGGGAGUUGGUGGCGGCAUUGGCACUGGCCAAGCAGGCUCCUGGCGGGGCCCACCUGUAGUCCCACCAAGCUUCCCUGGAGGCGGAGCUCAGCUAGCUGAGUUUCAGAGGAGACCACCCUGCAUGUCCUGCCAGGUCGUCCCCGUCGACAGCUGGGCCAGCGGGAGCCACGCCAUGGAGCCCCCCCGCACCCAUGCGGCAGCCAUGCUCUCCAUCUCUCCUCCUGUGGAUUUCGUCCUGGGGGCCACGGCCUGCUGCAUGGCCUGCGUCUUCACCAACCCGCUGGAGGUGGUGAAGACCCGCCUGCAGCUGCAAGGGGAGCUCCGUUCGCGGGGGACCUACCCCCGCCAUUAUCGGGGGGUCCUGCAUGCCAUGGUGGCUGUCAGCCGGGCUGAUGGGCUCCGGGGGCUCCAGAAAGGCCUGACGGCCGGGCUGCUCUACCAGGGACUGAUGAACGGCGUGCGCUUCUACUUCUACUCCCACGCCGAAGACAUCGGCUUGACGCAGCAGCCGGGCGGGACCAUUGUUGCAGGGGCCGUGGCCGGGGCGCUGGGGGCCUUCGUGGGCAGCCCGGCCUAUCUGGUCAAGACGCAUCUCCAGGCCCAGACGUUGGCCGCCGUCGCUGUGGGGCACCAGCACAACCACCAGAGUGUCUCCAGCGCCUUUGAGACCAUCUACAAGAAGCAGGGCCUCCUGGGACUGUGGCGAGGGGUGAACGGGGCUGUGCCUCGCGUCAUGGUGGGCUCGGCUGUCCAGCUAGCCACUUUCGCCUCCGCCAAAGAGUGGGUCAGGAAGAAAAAGUGGUUCAAGGAAGACAGCUGGAUGGUGGCGCUUGCUGGUGGCAUGAUCAGCAGUGUGGCUGUCGCUGUGGCUAUGACGCCCUUCGACGUGGUGUGCACCAGACUCUACAACCAGCCAGUGGAUGAGCUGGGCAUGGGCAAGCACUACCGUGGCUUCUUCGACUGCGUGGUGCAAGUCACCGGCAAGGAGGGUGUCCUGGCCCUCUACAAGGGCCUGGGGCCUGCCUACCUCCGCCUGGGACCACACACCAUUCUCAGCCUCCUCUUCUGGGAUGAACUGAGGAAAUUCACCUACCAGCUCCAGGGGGCUUGAAAACCCUGCAAGAAAAGGCGACAUUUCCAGAGAGAGAGGGGCACCCGUUCUCUUCCUCCCUCUCCCCGCCUCACUGAUGGGACCAGAACUUGGGUUGGGAGGCUGGUCUUUUCCCAGGCAGCUCUGGAAUGAAGAAGGGGGCAUUCGGCGCUGGCUGUCCCCUCUUCCCUGGACCAGAGGUCUUGGGUGGGGGCGGUCGUACAGCCCCUUCUUCCAGGAGACGGUUGGGAGCACCCGGCCCUUCCCCACCUCGUUUUCUCACUCCUCAUGUGACACCAGAGAAGCGGCCUCCAACUUUGUGGUUUUUGAAAAGCCAGAAUUGCAAACACGCACUCGGUGCACGAGAAGGGCGGUUGUUUUGUGUGUGGUGGUGGUGGGGGGUGAGGCUGCCCAGGGAGGGUCAUCCCCGGACUUGUUGCAGCUCCACCUGUGCAGAUUUGGGUGUUUGGUGGCAUGCAAGCAGUAUCCUGCCCAUUCCCUGCCUUGAGACACACACUCCCUGCAACCAAAGGGCUAGGGAAUGGGCACCAGGCGUUGACAGACCCAAAUAAAAGGGUAAAUGGCGUGAGAAGGCCAGUGAGCCUCUCCCAGUUGUGAGGCCUGAUGGGUCAGUGUUGCUUUGGUUGGAUCCAAAGCUUGGGUUGUGAGCCAGCAUCUAAGGUAGACUGCAGCACGUCCCCCAGGGGAAGAGGGGAAAGCCAAAGAAACGACAGGGAAGGUGAGCAGAAAGACAAAACACAUGUGCGGAGCUAGGCGGCCUGUCUGAAGGUCUGUUUUUGAACCUCUGAACUCAUCAGAUGGCAGUUCGAGGAGUGCAAGCAGGAGAGGAGCUGUGGCCACUUUCAGGAACAGCAGAGCUGUGUUUUUGGUCGAGGUCGAAAUCCUCCAGAGACAUCUGUGACGCAGGCAACACCUCAGCCUCUGACAUUUGGACCCUGCCAAGUUCCCGUCUGUCCUCCUUGCACCUUGCCAAGAGCAGAGCAAACCCCUCCCUCCGUGACUGGGGAACGGGG